AUGGUAUUUAUAAAAAAUUUUCCAAAUACAAUAAUGGUUUCAUCAGUGAUUAAUAAUAAUAACUUAUCUUGCUCUGUUAUAUUUGAAUGCUUAAUAGAAACUAUGGAUAAAAAUUGUAUUUGCAAAAUAAAAUAUAUGGGUGAAGAAAUUUUUACAAAGCAAUUUAGAGAUUUCCAACAUAUUUAUAAUUCUUUAAAACCAGGAAUUACAUCUGCUGUCUCAAGUCCACCAAAAAAGACAUUUUUUUCAAAUUCAUCUAAAGUACAGGAAAAAAGAAAAAUUUGGAUUGAAAACUUUUUAACUGUUUUAGUUAAUAAUUAUGCAUCAUUAGAAUAUAUACAAACAUUUUUUGAUGGUUUUUUAGGUGAUGAAAACAAAAAUCAUAUUUAUUUAGGACCAUCUGAAAAAAAAACUGCAAGACCAGAUGAUUUUGAUAUUAUUAAAACUAUUGGUAAAGGUAGUUUUGGAAUGGUUUUUUUAGUUAAACAUAAAAGAAAUCAUAAAAUUUAUGCUAUGAAAGUUUUAAAAAAAGAACAGAUUAAAAAAAGAAAUGAAGUUAGAAGAGUAAUGGCAGAGAGAAAUGUUUUAAAAGCUAAUAUUAAUCAUCCAUUUCUUGUAUCAUUACAUUAUAGUUUUCAAACUAAACAUAAAUUAUAUUUUAUUCUUGACUAUCUUAAUGGAGGAGAAUUAUUUUUUCAUUUGCAAAAAGAAAGAAGCUUUAGUGAGACACGUUCACGUUUUUAUGCAGCAAAUAUUGCAAGUGCUCUUGGAUAUCUUCAUAAAAAUAAUAUAAUAUACAGAGAUUUAAAACCAGAAAAUUUAUUAUUAGACAAAUAUGGAUAUGUUGUUAUAACUGAUUUUGGACUAUGUAAAGAAGGAUUAAAUAAAAAUGAUAGAACAGAUACUUUUUGUGGUACACCUGAAUAUUUAGCUCCAGAAGUUAUCUUAAAACAACCGUAUAAUUAUACUGUUGAUUGGUGGUGUCUUGGAGUUGUUUUAUAUGAAAUGAUUUUUACAUUACCACCAUUUUAUAAUAGAAAUGUUGAAGAAAUGUAUAAAAGUGUUGUUAAUGAACCAUUAUAUAUACCUGCAACUGGAAGUGCUGUAUCAAAAAAUAUUUUAACACAUUUAUUACAAAAAGAUCCAUCACAUAGAUUAGGAGCAAAAAAAGAUUUUGAAGAAAUUAAAAAUCAUCCAUUUUUUAUGGCAAUUGAUUGGGAAAAAUUAUUAGAAAGAGAAAUUAAAGCACCUUAUAUACCAAAAUUAAAAGAUGAAUAUGAUGUUAGUAAUAUUGAUACAGAAUUUACUUCAAUAUCACCAAAUAUUAGUUCAUUAAUACCACAAAGUUGUUUAGCACAAUCAUGUAAAGAUUUAGAUUUUAUUAAUUUUACAUUUACAGAAGAAAGCUUAAACAAAUGUUAA
Messenger RNA from Strongyloides ratti, 1422 nucleotides. RefSeq names its product Protein kinase domain and AGC-kinase, C-terminal domain and Phox homologous domain and Serine/threonine-/dual specificity protein kinase, catalytic domain and Protein kinase-like domain and Protein kinase, C-terminal domain-containing protein. Gene Ontology annotation, molecular function: phosphatidylinositol binding; protein serine/threonine kinase activity; ATP binding. The transcript has 6 exons. Lineage: Eukaryota; Metazoa; Nematoda; Chromadorea; Rhabditida; Strongyloididae. The record is from RefSeq and is a predicted model, not a curated record. The coding region runs from base 1 to 1422 and encodes 473 amino acids. Gene Ontology annotation, biological process: protein phosphorylation.